GCGGGGAAGUGGGACACUAGUACCAGAUACCGACAGCAACGAGAAGGCAAUUAGCCAAUAGGUAGGCAAGGUUAUAUUUUCGGUUUGUAUUUUUUUCCUUCUCUCUCUUCACUCGUUCUUUUCUUGUUAAGAAGGGGUUAUUCGUUCUCCCGACCUUUUGUUUUUCCCUUUCCCCUCCAUGUUUUAUGAGGGGUUUUGAGCUUCUAGAUGCACUUUCUUGCGAGUGCUUUUGCCACUUUCUUCAAGUCUGGUAGGAAUCUUGCGCUUGCGUAUCGAGGGGUUGGAAGUCCUAGAUUGUUUGCUGGCGGUAAAGCUUUUCGAGGGUUGAGUACUGUAGGGUAUAGGUAUAAGGCGUACGAUACUAUGGCGGGGUUACCGAAUGAGAGCGCUAUCUUGGAGACGAAUGAAGUGAGGGAAGAGGCUGUAACGGAAAUCAAAGAUAUUACUGGGGAAUGCGACGGCAAAGAUAUGGUGGGAGAGAAGGUAGCUGUGGGUUUGGAGAAGAAGGAAGUGAAGGAACUGGAAUCGAAAAAGUUGUCUGCUGCGGAGUUUAGGGCGUAUAAUAGUAUGGCUGAGCAUAUGGAGUAUUUUGUAAGUCUCCUGCUUUCCCCUCUGCGUAGGAUGUAUUUCGAAGAAUUGCAUGACUGACCAAAGUUAGCACAAUCAUUUCCGCCAAACGUGGACCUUCCUUGCCACAGCUUGUGCCAACAAUCGUCGUCCUGCAAACACAUCCCUCAAACAGUUCCUCUCCAUCGCAUCACAGUUUCUCUCCCACCUUGAAACUCACCACGCGAUCGAGGAGCAGCAUAUCUUUCCCGUGUUGAAAAAGAAAAUGAUUCAAUUCCAGGAUACGGCGACCCUGUUACAACAACACCGGGAAAUCCACAAGGGUAUGGAUGGAUUGGAGCAAUAUAUUAGGGAGGUGAGGAGUGGAGAGAGGGAGUUGGUGUUGAAGGAGAUGGAGGAGAGGUUGCAGUGGGGGGAGGUGCUGUGGAAGCAUUUGGAUGAAGAGGUGAAGACGUUGGGCGCGGAGAAUAUGAGGAAGUAUUGGACGGUGGAGGAGAUGAGGAGGAUGCCCAUGUGAGGUGGAAGGGAGGGUGCGGUGGUUGAACUUGUAAUUUGCGUUUGUGUUUACAGCGAAGCUUUGGGAAGCGAGUAUUGAGAAGAGAGAGUCUGAUGGCAGGUGUGACUGAGGUCCUUGAAAGGCGCUCCUUUGCAACGGGAGAAAAUUCAAGUACGAGCCUCCCUCGAAUCCGUGGAUCCCGAACAUUCAUGAAUGGAACUCGGUCCCUAAUAGACUCGCGUGCUGAGCUGCGCCUGCCCUGGCUUUCUUAUGGGCGUCGUGUCUUGGUUCGGCUCGAGAUCGUUCCUUCCAGAGGCAGAAGCGGAAUUUGACCUUGACGGGACCUCAACACCAACUUAGAAGACAGGCUCCUUCCCUUCCUUCCAUUUCAACCUCUCGUUCUGGACUCUGGACUCAAUGCACCACGUAGAGUGCCCACCUGCACUUGCGCAGGUCAAGACUCGCUCCUUCCCUCUAUUACACGGCAGAGAUGCAAUACCCCUCUCCAUGUCCAGAGUACAAACCAACCCCCCUCUUUUCCCCACCCAAUCUUGGAAGGUUCUAUCCACACAGUUUCGGUAGGUCAAAAAUAUAUCGCUGGGGGUGAGUGGGCGAUACCUACCUACCAAUCUAGUAGCUAUUGGGCGACAGUUAGCCUGGAGGAAAACCCUCAUAUUUACUUUAGAGGAAGUCCCUCAUCUUUAAAUCCGUACUACUACUAGAGGUAGGUAUUUUAGAAGUUACUACUAAGGUACAACCGGUGUAGACUUUGUAGCAGUGUUAGCGCUGUCUUGAUCUAAAUGUAACUGUUGUACGCC
Molecule: messenger RNA, 1881 nt
Organism: Hymenoscyphus albidus
Lineage: Eukaryota; Fungi; Ascomycota; Leotiomycetes; Helotiales; Helotiaceae
Source: the annotation of a GenBank genome assembly